UGGUGCCAAAAUAUACCUACAAGUGGUUCCGUUCGGGUGCCGUCAUCGGGCCCUCCUUCAGUGCUCGCAGCAGGACGUCCGUCAGAUAAAGCUUAUUCCCACCUUAGUAUACGCGUAAAUCUGAAGGCAUACCUACUGCAUAGUAGGCUUGCAAAAUCAGGAUGACGUUAACGCAACGUCAUUGUCUCACCGCAGCGUUCGCGGGCAGGACAUAUAUCCCCCUCGUAUGACGUUCCUGGCGAUCUCCUGGCAGAUCCCGAAGGAAUCCCCAUGAAGUGAUACCUAGGUUUCUCUCAAGCCAGAACUUUUCUGCUACUUCAUUACUUCAGCUUCAUCAAGAUGGUCACUCAAUACGGCGACGAGCAUCACAUCCCGGAGAAGGACAAGGUAAACAAACACGGUGCCUGGCUUCCUGCGGACCACCGCGUGCACCGAGAAUGGCUUCGCCGAGCUGUCGAGCACACGGAUAAGCAUCCGGACAGGAAGCUGAUCCCGGUGCUCCAGGAGUUCAAGGAGUUCAUUGAGGGCAAUGAGCGCAUCUACAUGUAUUUCCGUGAGAUGUGGGAUGACAUCCCUCGGAAGCCGCCAUAUAACAAGGACCCAACCGGCAAGAGCCAGAUCAGGGACUACAAGCACAUGCUGGCUGUUCUGAAUCAUGUCUUCUCCAGAGCACCCGAGUGGACCGACGCCGCCCAGAGCGUGGGUAUGGUCGGCGUGCCGAUGUGCGCCAUCUUCGACUACGCCAUGGGAACGGCGAGUGGCCAUGCGGCCUUCUUGGAUCCCGACGUCAACCGGAUGCUGAAGAGGGUGUUGAAUGAAUGGGGGAAGUACCUGCAGACUCCGGAGUCCGCUGAGGUCCUAGGCGAAGAAGCCACUGGCUGGUUUGGCCCGACCGGCAAGAAAGACGUCAUGGAGGUCGCCAAUGCUCCUUAUAAGACUUCAUACAAGUUCGAGGACAUGUACAUCUGCGACCCGUCAAAGAAAUAUUAUGGCUUCAAGUCGUGGGAUGACUUCUUCACCCGCCGGGUCCACGACUCGGUCCGCCCUAUUGCCUCGCCAGACGACGACAGCGUGGUCGCCAACGCGUGCGAGUCCAAGACGUACAACCUCGCGCGCGACGCCAAGCUGCGUGACAAGUUCUGGGUCAAGGGCCAGCCGUACUCGAUCCUCGACGUGCUGGGCCACGACCCUCUGGCGCGCCACUUCGGCGGCGGCACCGUCUACCAGGCCUUCCUGUCGGCCUUAUCCUACCACCGCUGGCACGCCCCCGUCUCGGGCACCGUGCGCCGCGCCUUUGUGCGCGACGGCACCUACUUCAGCGAGCCGCUCGCCGACGCCGCCGCCGGCGCGGGCAUCAACGCCGACGGCAUCACCACCGCCCAGGGGUACCUGACCGCGCUGGCCACGCGCGCCGUCAUCUUCCUCGAGGCCGACAACCCGGCCAUCGGCCUGAUGGCCUUCGUCGGCGUCGGCAUGGACGAGGUCAGCACCUGCGACAUCACCGUCGCCGAGGGCCAGCAUGUCCGCAAGGGUGACGAACUCGGCAUGUUCCACUUUGGCGGCUCGUCGCACUGCCUCUUGUUCCAGAAGCGCGUCAAGAUCGACGGGUUCCCGGCCCCGGGCAACCACAACAAUGUCCCUGUCAGGAGCAAGCUCGCCGUGGUGACGGGUUGAAAAGGGGUCUCGCAAAGCUGGCCUGUUCGGUGGCUAUUGUGCCUGCUUCUAAUCUCUGUGUUAUGGUCGUGGUCAAUACUGUAUCCCGAAAAGAAGGAGAAAAUGAAAUAGGUUUAAAAUACGGAGGGGAUAGUACUAAUGUGUAUCAAUUUAUCGUCAUGACCACACGCCGUGUAUUAUUUAACAUGUAUCGUGACCUAUACGUAGUCAAGGUACUAACUUAGGUCCCCAAGUUAGCAUUUGGUCCUUUGCACCCAGUCCACAGGUCCUAGUCAUAUUUGCCAGUUACGGGGAUAGUUUCCCAUGUAUAUUUCUAUUGGCUACUAUAAGUGCUACCAAUGUGUGUAGGUGAGGAAGCGUGGCUUGCUGGUAGAGGCUUCAAGGUUGAUGGUGUUCGAGGAAUGGGGCACGAAAACGCGAACACAAAUAAGUAAGUGCUAGAAGGUCAAGCUAAUCACAAGAAAUGGCGGAGAACGGACAGUAGACCCCGGGUCU
Phialemonium atrogriseum is the source of this 2169-nucleotide messenger RNA. RefSeq names its product Phophatidylserine decarboxylase-domain-containing protein. Gene Ontology annotation, molecular function: phosphatidylserine decarboxylase activity. Bases 340 to 1674 code for a protein of 444 amino acids. Gene Ontology annotation, biological process: phospholipid biosynthetic process. NCBI's taxonomy places the organism in Eukaryota, Fungi, Ascomycota, Sordariomycetes, Cephalothecales, Cephalothecaceae. The transcript has 4 exons. The record is from RefSeq and is a predicted model, not a curated record.